Messenger RNA from Benincasa hispida (wax gourd), 1155 nucleotides. It is a transcript of the gene TOM20-3, whose product is annotated as translocase of outer membrane 20 kDa subunit 3. Gene Ontology annotation, cellular component: mitochondrial outer membrane translocase complex. Gene Ontology annotation, biological process: protein insertion into mitochondrial outer membrane. The record is from RefSeq and is a predicted model, not a curated record. NCBI's taxonomy places the organism in Eukaryota, Viridiplantae, Streptophyta, Magnoliopsida, Cucurbitales, Cucurbitaceae. Gene Ontology annotation, molecular function: protein binding.
CCGAGAUUUGGAGUCGGCCCAUCGUUGAAACUUGUGUAGGCUGGUUUUCCCCAUUGCCGUGGUUACAAAGGCAGAAUCUUCGCAAAAGGGAAGCGCGUGAGCGCCAGAAAUUACCGCUCAUUCCCAAGCUCAACCGCCUUGUCGCUCAAUUUCCGAGCUUCUCAAACAAGCAUUUUCAGAACCCCAAUACUCCUCUUUUCUUCCUAAUGGAUUUGCAGCCCAGCGAAUUCGAUCGCAUUCUUUUCUUCGAGCACGCUCGUAAGAACGCCGAAUCUACUUACGCCAACAAUCCCCUCGAUGCCGAGAAUUUGACGAGAUGGGCAGGAGCUUUGUUAGAGCUAUCUCAGUUCCAGAGCGUUCCAGAAUCGAAGAAGAUGAUUCUAGAUUCAAUAUCAAAGCUGGAGGAGGCAUUGAUGAUUAACCCCAAGAAGCAUGAUGCUCUUUGGUGCUUAGGAAAUGCUUAUACUUCCCAUGCAUUUUUGAACCCAAACCAGGAUGAGGCAAAUGAAUUUUUUGAUAAGGCCUCAAUAUACUUCAAGCAAGCUGUGGAUGAGGAUCCUGGAAAUGAACUUUAUCUAAAGUCUCUGCAGGUGGCUGCUAAGGCUCCGGAAUUGCAUUCAGAGAUCCAUAAGCAUGGGUUUGCUCAACAGGCAACUGGAGUAGCCGAACCUUCUACUUCAUCCAGUACUAAGAAAAAGAGUAGCAGUGAUCUGAAGUAUGACAUAUUUGGAUGGAUAAUACUUGCUGUUGGCAUAGUUGCAUGGGUUGGGUUUGCUAAGUCUCACGUCCCGCCCCCGCCAGCGCCUCGAUAAGUCGUCGUGCUAGAAGUUUGGAAGCCCGAAGGCAUUUAUCAGAUUUAGAGCUGAUAUUUGUAGAGAUGAGAAUUACAUAUCAAUCAUCCCUGGUUUUUUUUCCCUUCCUUUUUUGGGUAAUACUAUUUUUAAUAAAUUUCAUUGUCAUCUGAGAUGUUUUUUGUUUCUGCUUUUCUGCGUACGACUGAUCUGGUAAAUAAGUUGGGUUUGCAUCCUGUGUAGAGGGGAGGGGUUUGUUGGGAACCUUUAGUUAAUUACUUGGUGUUGAUUUGUAGAGUAGACAGGAAUUGGUGAUUUUGUUGCUUAGUUUUAGUGUAUGUUUGGAGAGAUUUUGAAAUGAUUA